CAGAGUGAGAGAAAACUGUCGCCUUCUGUACGCAUGGAGUUCAAAUUCUGUCUCUAGAUUUCUUCACCUCUCACUCCCUCCACCUCUUAAGCUCCGUUCAGCCACCUGCCUUUUGUUCUUCAUUUCAACGUGAUUAAUGCAUCCGUCGUGAAUACCUAUACCAUCGUUUUCUCUAUAAAAACUACAGGAUCUCCAAAUCGGCAUUUCCGUCUUUUCUCUCCCGAGGUAACGAAAUCAGUAUUCUCUACCUAUUUUUUACAGUUCUAAUGGCGCCAAUAAAGCUGAAUCAGCAGCCUAACACGACAUCUCAAACGCUGAACUCCACCGCCUCACAAGAUGCUAGGCUUCUCGCGCGUGAGACGCUACGGAUCAGCGCCAAUCUCGCGUCUUCGGCUCCUUCAUCUUCCUCAGCUUUAGUAGCGGCGGAGAAUAUUGGAUUGAGAUCUGAGGCAUUGAAUUUGGGAUUUGUGGAAGAACAGUUUGUUGAUUCGAGCUUGAAAUUGAUUUGUUAUGAAGAGAUUGAUGGGCGCCGGUGGAAAUACUUUGCCCAUAACGGCGAAUCGAAGCAACUUACUAAGGGAUCAAUUCGUGCUGUUAGCAUGCAGCAGAAUCCCCAACCCCCUGUUGACGAAUUGUUGUCAUUUGUAAGAUCAUACGUGGUACCAGAAGGUUUUCCAGACAGUGUUACCACAUCCUAUGUGCCUUACAUGAAAUGGAGAGCUCUGAAGCAUUUCUUUGGUGGUGCAAUGGGUGUCUUCACAACUCAAACUCUUUUGAACUCAGUUGGAGUCUCCAGAGCCAGGGCAACUCCCGGGGCUGUUGCGAUAAAUUGGAUUCUCAAGGAUGGAGCUGGUCGGGUUGGAAAAAUGCUCUUUGCUAGGCAAGGGAAGAAAUUUGAUUAUGAUCUUAAACAGCUUCGUUUUGCUGGAGAUCUCCUAAUGGAGUUGGGUGCUGGCAUAGAAUUGGCGACUUCAACUGUUCCUCAUCUUUUUCUGCCUCUAGCUUGUGCUGCUAAUGUCGUCAAGAAUGUUGGUGCUGUGACUUCCACAUCAACUAGAACUCCCAUAUACAAGGCCUUUGCUAAAGGAGAAAACAUAGGAGAUGUCACCUCUAAGGGGGAAUGUGUAGGAAAUAUCGCUGACCUGCUUGGCACAGGAUUGAGCAUUAUGAUUUCAAAAAGAAAUCCAUCUCUAGCAACCACUUUCACUCUUCUUUCCUGUGGAUACCUCAUCAGCUCCUACAAUGAAGUAAAAUCAGUCGUAUUACGUACACUAAAUCAUGCAAGAUUAACGGUGACAAUAGAUUCAUUUCUUAAGACAGGAAAGGUUCCAACUUUGCAAGAGGGAAAUAUGAUGGAAAAUAUAUUCAGUUUCCCAUGGUCAAGAGAAAGGCCUAUUGUCCUUGGACCAAGGUUUAAGGAGGCUUUCCAAGAUCCAAGUUCAUACAAUGCAGUGAAACCCAUCUUUGAGAAGGAAAGAUACAUAGUGACUUAUAAUCAUUCAAAAGGCAACAUCUACGCAUUGUUAAAGGAUCAAGCAAAACCAGACGACAUCUUGAAGGCUACUUUUCAUGCUCAUGUGCUUCUAUACAUAAUGCGUUCAUCAAACCAAAACAUGUCUACGUCCAGGAAUGUUCUUCAAGGAAAUAAGAACAAAAUCGCACUUUGUACUGCAGAUAUUGAAGCCUAUAUUGCUGAAUCUCAUAAGUUAGUCUCAACUUUAUAUGGGCCUUUUAAGAGCAAAACUAUAGAACAGGGCUGGGUGAUGUCAGAGUCACUUCUUAAUCCUGGUCGAGCUAGGAUUUUCGAUGUGAUUAAUUAA
Impatiens glandulifera is the source of this 1820-nucleotide messenger RNA. RefSeq names its product protein root UVB sensitive 6-like. Bases 267 to 1820 code for a protein of 517 amino acids. The transcript has 13 exons. Lineage: Eukaryota; Viridiplantae; Streptophyta; Magnoliopsida; Ericales; Balsaminaceae. The record is from RefSeq and is a predicted model, not a curated record.